GGGGCGGGGCUCGCGCCGUGUGGUGGCUGACUGCUGGGCCGCCGGAGCGCGGCAGGGGGGUGGGCUUUGGUUGGGUGCGUGGGUUUGAGCUGCGCUGAGCGUCCCGCGGGUCAGCGCCUCCGUUGUCGGAGCUCUUGGGGCGGGGUGGCUCGUUUGUAUGCCGUCGUUGCACAUUUAAUGCUCAGCCCGAGGCAGCUCUGUGAGGGAGUGCAGUGGAACUUCACUCGGCCCUUUAAAGAGGCCGAGUAAUUUCGGAGCUGUGUGCUGCAACGCUCGAGGCCAGUUUGCCUUUGCCAUUUGGGUUGUACGUUGUUCUGAGGGAGGCAGAGUUGGUGUUUGUUUGUUUGUUUGUUUGUCGUCAUGGUGGUUGUUUUUUUUUCCAGAAAAUUGGGAUUAAGUUUGGUAUAGCCGGUGACAUAAGUUGAGUCCAAAGCUCAGCACGUGUGCCCAGGUGCUAUUUGGGUUGUACCACAGCAUUUCUGUGGGACAAAGGCUAAUCCCCCAGAACACAGUUUAGUUUGAAAAUAGCAUUGGGGUUCAUGUUUCAUCAUAUCCUGAGAACAGCUAAUGUGUCUUAAUUCUUCACACUGACAGCCAAUGCCAUAAACACACAGUGAAUCAUGGAAUUCAGGAGUUACUGGAGUUUUUAAACAUCUUUCUUCCCUCAGCAUGUCACUGUCUUCUGUUGUUUGGUGGUUUUUUUUUUUAAUUGGCUUUUUUUGUUUGUUUGUCUUUCCACCUCAGCACCUGUUUACAUUUGGAUACUGUUAAUGAUUGAGCUAGGAUUGUGUUUUUUUCCAGGUACUUCUGUGCUAAUCAGUAGUGGUAGAACUGAAUCUCUCAGAGUUUUCCUCAAGUCAUUAAAUACUGUCUAAGUGGAAAGAAAGAACUGAAGAGAAAACAAGCAAUGAAAAUACUGGUGAUUGCCCUUGGAGGAGUUACAAAUGGAGGAAAAACAACUUUGGCAGAAAAGCUUAAGAAACUGCUUCCAAACUGUGACACAAUCUCUCAGGAUGACUUCUUUAAGCCAGAGUCUGAAGUAGAAACAGACGAGCGUGGAUUUAAGCUGUAUGAUGUACUUGAUGCCCUCAAUAUGGAUGAAAUGGUGAAAAGUAUUCACAAUUGGAUGAAAAGCCAUACAAGCUCAGGCGUUGUGACUGAAAAACCGAUGGACACAUCUAACAGUCUAAAGAUGACAGAAGAUGUUUAUAUUUUGAUUGUUGAAGGCUUUCUGCUGUAUAAUUAUGAGCCACUUAAUGAACUCUGGAAUAGAAGAUAUUUUUUGACCCUUCCUUAUGAAGAGUGUAAAAGGAGAAGGAGCACCAGAGUCUAUCAGCCAGCAGAUACACCUGGGUACUUCGAUGGACAUGUGUGGCCUAUGUACCUGAAAUAUAAAAAUGAAAUGGAAGAAAGUGCAACUAACAUUGUUUAUUUAGAUGGAACUAAAUCCCAAGAGGAGCUUUUAUCCUGUGUGUAUAAUGAUAUAAUACAGGAAUUAAAAAAGCUGAGAGAAGGAAAUCAGCAGGUCACAGCAUGAUAAAGCAGAAUGCCUCAGUUUGGUCUGAUACAAACUGAAAGCCCCAGGACUGUGGAACUUGGCAAGACACCAACUGGACAGAUGCCUAUGUUAAUGUCCAUAGUUCAUACAACCACAAGUGAAUGUGUAGCUAACGUGUUAGCUCUAUAACCCUCAGAGGUUGAGUGCCAACAAUAAUGCAUUGUUUAGAAUUCCUUCCAUCAGUUGUGCUUUGACCUUUCUAUGUGAUUGAACGUGUAUAUUCAAAAGAAUAUGUAUUUUUUUGUACACAGUACUAAACUGUAAAGAUGCAGUUCUGCUGGAUCAAUAAGUUUAUUUGAAAACUGACCAAUGCAAUUUGAAAUGUUCAUAAAGUACUUGGGAAUUGAUAAAAAGCUAUUAAAUAUGUUAUAGAUAAUCACUGGUGAGUAUGGUUAGAGGAGCUAGCUGUAAGCUGUGUCAGUAGUAAUUUUAAGAUUCAGUGAGCAGUCUAACAGCUUAUACAGUAGUAUUUAUCAAGUAAUCUACAUAUUUGGACCAGUUCAGAAAGGGUAUUUCAAAAAGAAAGAUUGUUGGGAAAACGUGAAGGAAUAAGAUGCCAGAAUGCAGAUGCGUCACCAAAAAUAUUUAGUGCAUAUGUCAUGAAAAGAUAAGGGAUUAGAAUGGGGUGAAGUGCAAGUCAAUAAAAGCGUGCUUCAGGGAAGAGGAUGUAAGAAAUAUUCCUUGUUAAUCUGCAGAACUCAGGAUGAAAUUUCACUUAUGAAAUUAUCUGAAAAGCGGGUAUACUAAAUGCAUGUUAAAACUGUAUUACAGGAUUUGUGUGUAUAUGCUUACAUGAACUGGGAAACUAGGAGAUUUAAUAAUCUUCGGUUGCAGGAUGAAUAAACCUUUAUUUUCUGUA
Molecule: messenger RNA, 2417 nt
Organism: Phasianus colchicus (ring-necked pheasant)
Lineage: Eukaryota; Metazoa; Chordata; Aves; Galliformes; Phasianidae
Source: RefSeq, a predicted model, not a curated record